Suillus paluster is the source of this 1251-nucleotide messenger RNA. RefSeq lists its product as uncharacterized. NCBI's taxonomy places the organism in Eukaryota, Fungi, Basidiomycota, Agaricomycetes, Boletales, Suillaceae. The record is from RefSeq and is a predicted model, not a curated record. The coding region runs from base 332 to 1138 and encodes 268 amino acids. The transcript has 2 exons.
CAAUAAUCGGUAAGUUGCACACCUGGCAGGGCCACAGCACAUUAUGCGACCUAGAAGGAACAAUGCCUCUAUCCCUUGUGGUUUCACACAGGCUUUUGCGAAGGUCCACUGUGGAUGAUGCCGCAAUAGAGCUUAAUCCACCGUUGGUUUACUUAUAAGAGACGCUGCACGACCAACAUUCUCUCAAUGCGACCAAUAUAAUCCAUACGCAACCACUCUGGCACUCUGUCGAGUAUCCAGAGAUAUCAGACGCGCCGUGCUUCCCGAGCUUCUGCACACGGUAUUACUGUCGGAACAUUGGAACCUGACAGCUUUCGAGCAUGCUCUACGUAUGCAGAAAGCAUACGCUCAACAAGAUCAUCACCUCCAUUUCGAGUACGCACCGCAUGUGCGCAGGAUUUGGAUCGGAGAGAUCUUGAAGGUGGUCCAGCAGGCUGACUGGCCCCACCACUUUUUUAUCUUUCCACCGUCUCCCCCUCAGAUAGACUUCAGCCUCUUGGCUCCGGUCCUCCUCGCCGCAGAGUCCCUUGCGACAAACUUUUUAAAUCUAUUCAUUCUUGAAGGCUGCCUGGAGCAUGCAUGGAACUCCCAUGCAGCGACAAAUACAGACCUCGCACAUUCCCCGCUUCCUUGGAGCAUCAGAACCUUAACGGCAUUGGGGGAUAUCUCUAGAUCUUCAUGGCUCCCCCUCGAGAGCACUCACCAAGGACGUGCUUUCCUUGCUUCCAUUUCGCAUGUCAUCUCCAUCUCUGUCUCCCCAACCGAACUACAUCCUCACUUUCGCGCUCGCAUCUCGGACUAUAUUGGACCUCGAGACCGCGAGCUACCCAGGUGGAUAAUGCACACUCCAUGGCAUUCUUUCACCAGUUUGCAAAGUGUCUCACUGGCCCUCCCGUAUACCAAACCAGUCGCUCCACAUCUCGCUCCAUUGGCGUCCAGCGGGUUGGACGAGCAAGUGGAGCUGCUGACGUUCCCUGCGUCCCUGAUAUUUAACCACCAGCGCCGGGCGCUUACUGAGGGUAGAGAAGGGCGUUUUCCGUGGAACGAUAGGCAAAUUACGGUAUCGCGUUCUUCUAAACGGUUUUAUGUACUUGUUCAAAAUUGGGAAAGGGCUUGGGCAUGGGGAUUAACAGGCUGACGAAAAGCGUUAUGGACUCAUAUUAGAUUAGUACAAGCUCGCAUUCGUUCAAUUUCGCAUUGUACUUUAUGUUUCACUUAGAACGGGACCCAAUGUCGGUGCCUGCCCAAUGC